Molecule: messenger RNA, 336 nt
Organism: Chondrus crispus (carragheen)
Lineage: Eukaryota; Rhodophyta; Florideophyceae; Gigartinales; Gigartinaceae
Exons: 1
Coding region: 1-336 (111 amino acids)
Source: RefSeq, a predicted model, not a curated record
AUGGUCCAAGAGGAACACGGCGCAGGAAUGCACACAACUGUAAUCGAAGGUGGCGCAAGACGGAGGCGGAACGGAAGAAGUGAUUGGCGCCGAGCAACGGCGCGCGGUAGAAGGCGGUGGAAGGUGCGUAGGUGGGAAGGUGCUUGGGGCAGGAAGGUAAAGUUUUUGGGGGGAGCAUUAAAAGAGAAGGCAGGGAUAUCGGAAAUGAUGUGUGUCCCCUUCUUCGGGUGGUCGGUCGGGUCCACGGUGACCCGGUCACCUCUCCUUUCGUCAAUCGGAACAAAUGCUGGUGCGCGCCGCUCCGCGGCACCGUCGUCGGUAUCGUCGGUAGAAUAG